UAUUUCAACUUCCGCUUUCCGGUAAGCGUGCUAUCUCAUCCUGUGACAUUGGUGAAUGUUUAGAAAAUUCUUCAAAAAUGGAUACUGAUCUCAAUCAAACGCCGGCGUACUUUUUGCUGUAUGAAAACGUAGAAAACAUGAAAGAAAUCAAAGAGCUGUUGCUUAAAAAUGAGCUAAACGCAGCCGUUAUAAAUCCAGAAUUUGUAUAUCACAAGGACCAACUUUUAUUGGCUUGCCACAGAAGUUUAUACAACGAAAAGAACAACCAGAUGAAAACCAAAUCCCUUUUUACAGAACUAUUAUACAAUUUGUAUCCAAACAGACGUAUCAGUGAAUCUUUAAAGACACUAGGCGUACAAGAGAGUGGUUCUGCAGCUAUUUUUGUUGCUUUUCAGGAAUCUGCGGUACAAAAUCUGAAAAGUUUCAUCAAAGGACAAUGUGUUUCUCUGAACCGUAUUUCUCAAUUAAGAAAUGUGGAAUCUAUCCGGAAACUGUACAAAGUACCAGAAAAUAUCAGUGACGAAAAUGCAGUUUUAGGUUGUAUAUCAAUGAAACUGGCAACCAAAGAAUUAUUGAUAUAAAAUAAAGUAUUUAUUUAUUUUUUAA
Messenger RNA from Stegodyphus dumicola, 606 nucleotides. Its product is annotated as EKC/KEOPS complex subunit Tprkb-like. The record is from RefSeq and is a predicted model, not a curated record. Gene Ontology annotation, cellular component: cytosol; EKC/KEOPS complex; nucleus. Gene Ontology annotation, biological process: tRNA threonylcarbamoyladenosine modification. NCBI's taxonomy places the organism in Eukaryota, Metazoa, Arthropoda, Arachnida, Araneae, Eresidae.